This is a messenger RNA of Pestalotiopsis fici W106-1, 1644 nucleotides long. RefSeq lists its product as uncharacterized. The transcript is spliced from 4 exons. The coding region runs from base 1 to 1644 and encodes 547 amino acids. The record is from RefSeq and is a predicted model, not a curated record. Lineage: Eukaryota; Fungi; Ascomycota; Sordariomycetes; Amphisphaeriales; Sporocadaceae.
AUGCCAUCGGCGAAUAGAAACUACCAGCUGAUCGCCGCUGAGAAAAAAGCACAGCAAUGGGAAAAGAUCCCGGAUCAAUGGCGAAUCCCAAUGGAAAACUUCGAGGGCAUGACUUACCUCAUGGACGUGCCACUGCACUGUGGCGUGCUGAGCGAUACAGAAAUCGAAAUCACUUCCGACUACGACGCGACUGCUCUUCUCGAAAAGCUCAAGGCUAGAGUCUGGUCAGUCGAGCAAGUGACUGUAGCUUUUUGCAAAAGAGCCGCUCUUGCUCAGCAAUUGACGAAUUGCUUGACGGAGAUCUUCUUUGACGAAGCCAUCGAGCGGGCGAAAGAUCUUGACCGGCAGUUCAUUUCGAACCUCGAUUCCAAGGCCCUGCCUCCACUAUUUGGAUUGCCAAUCUCUCUCAAGGACAGUUUUGACGUUGCUGGAUAUGACACCUCCACUGGCCUCGGUUGCUACGUUGAUCAGCCGGCAGAGAGCAAUAGCGCACUUGCUGCACUGCUGAUUGAUUUAGGAGCUGUCUUGUACUGCAAGACAAACCUACCCCAGGCGAUAAUGACUGGAGAUAGUCACAACAAUGUCUUUGGAAGGACACUCAAUCCUCGCAAUACUCUUCUCACGGCUGGUGGAAGCACGGGAGGUGAGGGCGCUCUCAUUGCCCUCCGCGGGAGCAUUCUUGGCGUUGGGACGGAUAUUGCUGGCAGUAUUCGCAUUCCUUCGCUAUGCAACGGUAUCUAUGGGUUCAGACCGAGUGUAGGGUUGAUUCCUCACGGCGGAGUCAGGGAUCUCACUCCGCCAGGGACUGACGGAGUCCGUUCCACAGCCGGACCCAUGGCGACCUCAGCUCGAGAUUGCUCUCUGUUCCUCAAAGCGAUACUCCAGGCAGACACCUGGAAAUAUGACAGCACCGCAAUAUCGCUUCCGUGGCAAGGUCUCCCAAGUAUGCGCAAGCUUCGAAUUGGCGUCGUACAGAAUGACGGCAUCUACACUCCGACGCCGCCAGUACGACGGGGGUUGCAAAAGGCGGUCAAUCUUCUCAACAGCACUGAUGGAGUUGAGACCAUUUCAAUCGACCUACCUAGCGUUCUGGAAAUCUACCGGGAUCUUGUCGCUUAUAUGAUGCUACUGGGAAAUAAUUACUACCAAGAACAGUUCGCGCGAACAGGCGAACCAGUCAUCCCGUCCCUUAAGGCGACUGGCCUUUUGUCGGUACCAGGCACUACGCUAGAGGGGUUCUUCAAUCUCAACGACCGUCGAUCCAAGGCUGCCAAAGCAUAUCUGAAGUUAUUUUGUGAUAACCAGAUAGAUGCAAUCAUUAUGCCCCCCUCGCAGCACACAGCACUCCCUCUCGAUUGCUGGAAAACGGCGACAUAUACCAGUUUAUGGAAUUACCUCGACUUUCCAGCUGUGGUGAUCCCAGUAGAUGAGGUGGCAGAUAUAGACCAUGCUGAUGACUUGACCCGCGCCGAAUUUGGCGCUGAGGACAAGGAGAUGUACAGUCUGUAUACCGGACCCGAUCAGUACAAGCGCGCGCCGGUUGCUGUUCAGGUCGUGGGAUACAGGCACAGAGACGAGGCCCUUAUGAGGGUGGUGGAGGUACUGGAUUUAAUCAAUCAUAAGCAAAGCUUAGUGAAAGGGUAG